Sodiomyces alkalinus F11 is the source of this 966-nucleotide messenger RNA. RefSeq lists its product as hypothetical. The coding region runs from base 1 to 780 and encodes 259 amino acids. The record is from RefSeq and is a predicted model, not a curated record. The transcript is spliced from 2 exons. NCBI's taxonomy places the organism in Eukaryota, Fungi, Ascomycota, Sordariomycetes, Glomerellales, Plectosphaerellaceae.
AUGCAGCUUAAUGAACGCCCCCGGGCGCGCGCCACGAUACCGGAGAACGCACCCUCUGCGAUGGAGGCGUACGAGAACGGCAGCGCGACGCGGCGAAUGUCGACAUUCAUCAACAACAACAUGCGCGCCGUUCGUCGCCUAAUCGGCAUACCGACCACGGCUCUAGGCGAAGGGCUAAGCCCCUCCUCUCUCAGGGGAGACGACCCCCGACGCCGCCUUCGAGUCGGGGGUCUAGUCGAUCGCCACGCGCGGCACAGGGAGAUAAACUCGAGGACGUCAGGCCGCCGCACGCAAUCGGUAGCGGAGGAACUCAUGUCUUCCAUGAAGCUGAACCGCAGGGCGAAGGCCAUGUCAGACGGAUCGUCAGCGCUGGGGCACCGGACACCUCCGUCCCCGGGAGAAGAAGAAGAAGCGGUGUUUCCACGUUUUGCCAUGCGGUCCAAAACCAACACUGCGUCUUCUACGGGCAGUAACAACAACAGUACGGACUCGACAGCGGCUAUCCGGGCCACGGCGAAUGGGAUAAAUUUGCGAUCGCGGGGGUCGGGAUCUAGAGGAACGCCGUCGUCGCCGGCUUUGUCGCUGGAUGCGAGUUUGAAACGGGCGACGAGCAUGAGGGGCCGGACGAUGGGACAACAACAACAACAACAACAGCAGCAGCAUCAUUUACAGGGCUCCCGGACCCGAGCGUCUAGCUCGACGAGCACAUUGAGGUUGUUCAGGCUUAGGGAGCUUGUGGAGGGUCAGGGGCAUGGGCUCGGCCUUCAGGGGGGGGAGUGACGGGAUUCGAGGAAGGAUCCCGCCGACGUUUUAAAGCACGGGGAAUAUUCUAUGGACUGGACUCGGCGUUCUUUUGUACAUGCACAUAGAUGGUUGUCAAGCGAGUAUCACCAUCACCAUCACCACCCCCCUUUGGUGGAACGAAUGAAAUUUUUUCUACUUUUCACAACUUGACUCUCUUUCUGC